GAGGUCAUCAUCCUACUCUGGCCAGGGGAGACAGGCAAGUUUUGAAAAAUACUUGAAGACCUACCAUGCCUCACUUUGCAAAACCUCUUUUGAGAAACAUCAUUACCAGAAAUCUAUUCAAUAGCAUCAAGAGGAAGCAAUGUCUCCAGUAUUUGCAAACACUGAGAACACUGCAAUAUGAUGGGUUUACAACAGUAUAUUUUGGGGAAACCGAUAUCCCUGAGAGUCUUGUAACUGGGGAAGAUUUUAGUGAUGGUUAUUACAUGCCAACUCCAACCUGGUGUGUUGUGCAUGCUGGUGGUAGUCAAGGAUGGGUGCCGUGGAAAUAUCGAAUGUUCCUAAGGGAUGAGUUAUGCGUCAAACAGGAAGACAACCUCUUCUUUGAGUUCUGUGAUGUGGUGAAGAAGACCUAUGGCAAAUGCGCCAUCGUGGUCAAAGAGAGAAGGCGGCAGGAUGAGAUGAGGCCGAAGGAAGGCAAAGAGACUGAGGCCCAGGUCCAUGUCCCCUCAGUGGUUAACUUAACAAGCAUCACGUGUUGUCCUGAGGUAGCCAAGUCCUACGGCCAUAAAUUACUCACUCUGCCUUCUCCUUACAAUUACCUGAACCCUUUAGACUCAGCCUGGUCUUCUCUGAAAUGGUUCAUCAUCAAUAACAGGAAGGAGUUUUCUCUGCAGUCUGUGGAUGGUGUCUAUUCUUACCAGUAUAUACUCUUCAGUGAUUUAAUCAGCAAAGGAAUUGAAAGGAUAAACCUCAGCAAGUGGAGGACAAUAACUUACAAAGUGCGAAGAUGGGAAAACUACUAUCUUGGCAGAAGAUCCUAUUUGCUGGGCUUCUGUGCCCACGUUAGGGAGCCCUGCUCUAUGCUCCAGAAGGUAGUUAAACUCAAGUGCCAAGAGAGCUGCAAAGAAGAAGCAAGUCUAGAAAGUUUCUGAGAGUGAAAGAAAGUUCACCAACUGUUUGCUGGGUGUGUGAUAUAAAAUGUCAUUUAACCACCUGAGGCUCAAUAUAUAGUGAGGGUUGUUGUGAGAAAUAUAAAAAAAUAAAGAGAAGGGGUGAGGUGA
Odocoileus virginianus texanus is the source of this 1061-nucleotide messenger RNA. RefSeq lists its product as uncharacterized. The record is from RefSeq and is a predicted model, not a curated record. Lineage: Eukaryota; Metazoa; Chordata; Mammalia; Artiodactyla; Cervidae.